CUGAAACGGUUGGGGAAGAGAAGACGGACGCGGAGGGGAUUAAAACCUGAAGGGGAUUUUCUUUUAUUUUUAAACACAGAUUUCAAACCGAGCUUUAAACAAAUCGACGUGCGUCUACCGCCGAUAAACAGCCCACUUGUACGAGAACAAACUGCGAAUCAUGGAGGUUUCGUAAUAUUUCUUCCGAGCCGUCCGCUGAGGAGACCGAAUUUUCGUCGGUUGGGCAGCCAGGAAUUAGCUUAGCAUACCUUAGCCUAGCUUAGCCGCGCUCCGCAGUGCCGCCGCCGCUCGCCGCGCGUUCUGCACGAGAUGAGUGUCGUCUGGCCCGGAUGCCCGCGGACUCUAGCGCGCUGAUCCGAAAGGCCUCAAAUGGGAAAGUCGAGCAUCGGGCGGGAAUACCAAGCAUAAUUCUGUAGAUGUAGCUCACGUUUGGAGAAGGGUUCCUUGGACUUCGCUGCAACAGCCCCGCUUUUUUUUUUUUUUUUUUUUUUUUUUUUUUUUUUAACCCCCCCUGGAUUUUAACCAUUUGCUCCUGAAGACAGCCAUGGAAUCGGUAUAUUUUGAAUGGAAUGGGAAGAACACACUGGAAAAAAGGACGUCUUUGCCAGUGAAAACAUCUUAAAUACGGUCGAUGACGACGCGAUGGAGGCGUGAAUGUGGUUUGGCGUGGCGAAAGCUGAACGAUGCCCAAGGGUGGGGGUUCUAAAACCCCCCAGCUGGAGGACUUCCCACUCAGCACCGACAUGGUGGAGAAGCAGGGUGGGAAGAAGGAUAAAGAUAAAGGCUCGUCAAACAAAACUCCUAAAUCAGACCGCGGCGAUGGCGUCAAAGAGAUGAAAGAGAAAGCUCCUAAGAGGAAGCUGCCCUUCACCGUCGGAGCCAAUGGAGACCAGAAAGAUUCUGACUCAGAAAAGCAAGGUCCGGAGCGGAAGCGUAAUAAAAAGGAGCCUACCAACUCCAGGAAGCCAAGCCUGCCAUUCGGGAUGGGCAUGCCAGGGAUCCGGGCUGGGUACCCGCUGUCAGAGCGGCAGCAGGUGGCUCUUCUUAUGCAGAUGACGGCAGAGGAGUCAGUAAACAGUCCAGACACAACACCAAAGCACCAGUCGCAGUCGAAUCUGGGUCAGAAGGGAACGCCAAACUCUGCCUCAAAAACCAAAGACAAAGUGAAUAAGCGCAAUGAGAGGGGUGAAACGAGACUCCAUCGAGCAGCCAUUCGUGGGGAGGUACGCCGCAUCAAGGAGCUCAUCAGCGAGGGAGCUGACGUGAAUGUAAAAGACUUUGCAGGCUGGACCGCACUGCACGAAGCAUGCAACAGAGGGUAUUACGAUGUGGCUAAGCAGCUGCUGGCAGCAGGGGCCGAGGUCAACACCAAGGGCCUGGAUGAUGAUACUCCUCUACAUGAUGCGUCAAACAAUGGCCACUUCAAAGUGGUAAAGUUGCUCUUGCGAUAUGGAGGGGAUCCUUGUCAAAGCAACAGAAGAGGGGAGACACCUCUGAAGGUGGCAAACUCUCCAACCAUGCUUAAUCUGUUGCUAGGAAAAGGCACUUACACCUCUAGUGAGAGUUCGUCAGCAGAGUCGUCAGAGGAGGAAGAUGCCCCAUCGUUUGCCCCGUCCAGCUCUGUCGAUGGCAAUAACACAGACUCUGAGUUCGAGAAAGGCCUAAAGCUGAAAGGGAAGGCACUUGACCCGCCCAAAUCCACUACCACACCUGUCAAGGAUGAAUACGAGUUUGACGAGGAUGAUGAGGAGGAGCGCGUGCCACCCCUGGACGACAAGCAUCUGCUGAAAAAAGAGUUCCGCAAGGAUACCGUCAGCAAGGCCAACAACUUCAUCUCUAUACCUAAGAUGGAGGUUAAAACCUAUUCCAAAAGCAACUCGCUCACACCAAAGAAGCCUGUGCGUCGGAUCCUGUCGGACAGCAACAGCUCAGAUGAGGAUGACCGGACGUUAUGUUUCACGCCCACACCCACGCCAAGGCAGCCUGCUGCUCAGACCAACAAGAGCAGGGACUCUGCGACACUGAGCUCCAAGCAGCAGAAAGAUAAAAGCAAAGUCAAGAAGAAGAGAAAGAAGGAGACAAAAAAUAACGUCAGUAAGGAGGUGCGAUUUGGCAAAGUCAAUGACAAGUUCUGCACCUCAGACUCUGAGACGGGCGACAUGGAAAGUGAGGAUGACAAGAGCUCAAACUGUGUGAAGGAAUCUUCUGCUUUGAACCUUAAAGAAUCCUCUAUAUUCAGCUCUCUGUCCGCCUCGUCUUCAUCCUCACAUGGGAGUUUGGGCUCACAGAAACUCACGCAGUCUUUGGCAGAACAGCACCCAAAGCAGUGGAGGACAGAUGGUUGGAAGACAGUGUCUUCCCCAACUUGGUCUGACGUCAGCUCCCUCUCGGACUCUGUCAGAACAAGGCUUUCCAGCGAGUCUGACUAUUCUUCCGCAGACUCCAGUGUUGAGUCUGUAAAGCAGGUGAAGAAAAAAGCGCAGGACAACAAGAAGAAAAACAAUACACAUGCCAGUGUGUUAGACAAAAAGAGCUCAGACUUUUACAAGAACUCAAAUGCAGAUGGAACGAUCUCGAAAACAGACAAAGACGGAAAAGUAUUGAAAAAACACAAAGUGAAGCACAAACACAAAAACAAGGAGAAGGAAAAGGUUCCAAGUGUAGUGCUGAAUCAAGACAUGAAUGAAAAAUUCGUCAAGAGCUUCACCUUCGACUUUGAUGACUCUCGGCAAAAGUCCCUCAUUGUGGAGACGGAGUCGCCCUCUGAAAGUAAAGUCAAACUUUCCAAGCACGACAAAGAUCAUUUUAAGAAAGAGGACAGAUUAUCGAAAGGUAAAAACGAAGACAAAGACUGGUCAGCGAAAGAGGUUCAGAGAUUAUCUAAAGAAGAGAAAUCCAAGAAAACAAAAGAGUCCAACAAGGAGAGGGCGAGCAAGGAGGAGAAAGACAAACCUCUGAAAACUGAAAAGGAGAAAGGCAUGAAGGACAAAGAGAAGCCAAAGGAGGAGCAACAGAAAUCCCACAAGGAGGAUAAAAAGAAAAAGUCCAAGGAUAAGUCUCUGAAAGCAGACAAAAAGAGUGAGCAAAAAGAAGAGAAACAUUUUAAAUCAGAGAAGGACAAAAGUGCAAAAGAGGAAAAGUCAAAGAAGGAUAAGACCAUUAAGGAAGAGCCAGAUUAUGAGGAAUAUGACAUUAAAAAUCAUUUUUUAGAGGACACAAAGAUGAGUGCAUCAGAUGAUCACGAUCGCUGGCCAUCAGACCUUUCAUCCGACAGCUCCCUCUAUGGAGAUGACAGUUGGGAUGCUCCCAUGAAAGAUUACAAACCAAAUAAUUCUGUAAAACUCAUUGUGGAAACAAUGAAAGAAGAAAGCAGGGAUCGGAGAAAGGAAAACAAACUCAAAGACAAGAAGUCGGAGCAUGGAGACAAGCGCUCUGAGAAAGAGGCUUCUUCCAAAAAGAAAGAGAAGGAGUCCUCCGAUAAGGGCAAUGAAAAGAAAAAAGACUGGACAGACAAACAGAAGCUGAACUCCAAUCAUUCGGAAAAGGAGAAGAAGCGAAAGGAAUCAACAGAAGGGGGUGUUAAAGAGAAAAAAGAAAAAGAGUCUGUUGAUGGCAGCAGGGACAGAAAAGAUUCCUAUGAGUUUACCAAGGAGCGGAAAGACUCCAAAACAAAACAAGACUGCCUGAGAGAUGAGUAUGGGAGUGAGGCUUUAUUCAAAGACAAAUCAGAAAGCGAAGCUAACGCUAAGUCAGAUGCCAGGGAGAGAAACCACUCUGGAAAAGAAAAGGAGAAAAAAGGAGAUGGUGUCGAAAAGAAAGACAAACUAAAAGGUGAAAAGCACAAAGACAAGCCUAAAGACCGAAGUUUGGAGCAAGACAAGGAAAAACCUGAGAAAAACUCAGUUGAUCGGUCUUUGAAAGAAAAAGACAUCGAAAGGAGCUCCAAAGACAAAAAGGAUGGCACUAAAGAUAAACAUAAAGAUUCGCACAGUAAGGAUAAGGAAAGGAAGAUGUCAUCUGAGCAGAGUAAAGACAAGAAAGAAAAAAUAUCCCAAGACAAACAUUCUGAAAGGGAAAAGGAUUACAUUGAAUUCAAAAAGGAGGAGAAGAAGCCAGAAAAGGUGAGGGAGAAGACAUGGUAUAAAAUUGAGGAUAUUUUCACAGAUGAGAGCGAAGAUGAAAGUGACAGUUACAAUGGAGGGGUGGCAAAACUGAGCGAUUCUUUUGGACUAUUGGACUCCCAUCGAAAAGAUUCCACGCCCGACAGAGACGAUCUAGAUCAUAUCCUAACAGAUAAACACAGGAAGUACUCUGGAGAAGGGAAACAACACUCCGCAGAAAAACAAAAAGAUAAAGAGCAUAAAGACAAAAAGAAAGAAAAGACCACAUUUGAUGUCGUAAAAGAGAGAAAAGGUUCCAUGGAUAAACACAAAGACAAGAAAGACAAGGAAUCAACUGAUGCAAAACACAAGGACCGCAAGGACAGGGCAUCUGUGGACUCAAAUCAGGACAAGAAAAACAAGCAGAAGCCUACAGACAAGAGAGAAACCACAGAGGAGAAGAAAAGCAAAUACAAAGAUAAGCCAGACCAUUUGAAAGACAGAAAACCCUCAAAGGGUAGUGGUGAAAAUGAGAAAUCACUACUUGAGAAACUGGAGGAGGAGGCCAUGAAUGAUUACAAAGAUGACUCCAAUGAUAAAAACAGCGAGAUCUCAUCAGACAGCUUCACAGACAGGGGUCAUGAGCCAGUUUUAAGCUUCUAUGACUCAUCUAAUGAUAUGACCGAGGACAGAAGAGAGUCACUGUCCAUUUCCAAUCCACAGGACAAGUUCAGAGAAAAAGAGAGGCAUAGACACUCUUCUUCCUCAUCGUCCAAAAAGAGUCACGAUAAAGAGAAGGACAAGGGCAAGAAAGAGAGGGCAGACAAGAGGGACAAAUCAGAGGAGCUAAGAGAGUCCUUUGGUCGCAGAGAGAGCUUACCUUUUGAGAAAGAGCCUAUGCCCCUGGAAGCUGACACUUACACUUUUCCUUAUGGUUCUAAGGCUGAUGGAGAGGAUGACUUGGAUAAAACUCUGGAGUUUGAGAAGGAGAUGUCCAAAAAGGACAAGAUGAAUAGCGUUAUUAGCAGUGAAAAGAUCAAAGAGAAGAAGAAGAAAGAGAAACAUAAGGAAAAAGUGAAGGAGGAGAAACAUAAAUACUCGGAUGGCUUCGGGUCUUUCAGACACUCCAAAGAAGAUCAGAAAUCUGGACUUAAAGAAAGCCCUCAAGUCGCAAGUUUGAAGGACAGGUCCAAAGAAGAUGGUCUGAAAUUUGAUGGCAAGAAUAAGGACCGAAGUAGAGACAUCACAGAUAAAGACAGGUCAGAUUAUAACAAGGCCAAGGUCAAAGAUGAGAACGACAAGCUCAGCCAGUCAAAAGACACAGCUAGGAAAGACUCCCGACCACGUGAGCUUAUGGUUGAUGGUGAUCUCAGACUAACAAGCUUUGGUAAAAUGCUCAGUCAAAAAGACCAGGAAAUUGAAGAGCGCCAUAAGAGGCACAAAGAGAGGAUGAAACAGAUGGAGAAACUGAGGCAUAGAUCAGGCGAUCCAAAGCUUAAAGACAAGACCAAGUCCAGUGAGGAUCUGAAAAAGAGCCGUGGCGAACUUUCGUCAAAGAAGUCCAGCUCAUUAGAAUCUGCUCUUAAAGAAAAGAAGCUCAAAGACGUUAGCCUUCCUGCCCAGAUGAUGUCUCCUGAUAGGAAGUCGCAGCCUAUGGACAGCCAGACUUCAAAAGACUGGCUAGCAGGCCACCAGAUGAAGGAAAAUCUACCCGCAUCUCCACGACCUGACCAGAAUAGGCCAACAGGGGUUCCUACUCCUACAUCAGUCAUUUCAUGUCCAAGCUUUGAGGAAGUGAUGCAAACUCCUCGUACACCAUCCUGCAGUGUGGAGGACUACCCGGAUAUCAUGUUCGAUGGACUAGACUGCCAGAACUCUUCAGCGAUGACAAUGUCCAUGAAUGCCUGCUCCCCAUCGUUCUUCGACAGAUACUCCUCCCAGAACUCCUCUCAUAGUUUCCAGGAAGGAACGUGUAUCACGCCAGCAAAGAAUAUGCAGUUACCGCUUGUGAGUCGAUCAGUCACCUCUGAGGUUAGAAGACCUCUUGAGGAGGAGUUCAAAGCAGAAGCUGACAAGUUUCUGAGACAACAAAGUGCACCGUCAGCUGAAUUUGAGUCGUCUGCCUCACAUCUUCCUGAUGACAAAAUUCCAAUGGACAGACUUGACUGCGUCUCAUCUCCAUACUUCUCCCCUCACAUUGGCAUGCUGUCUCCAAGGCCUGACUCAUCGCAGCCCAUGACAGAGAGAGCUUCUGCUCCAAAUGCUGGUAACGAUGCCAGUGAACUCCCUCCAGAGAGCAUGUUUAACAACUACCUGAUGAAGCCUUCAACUCCAGUCCACAGACCUGACCCUCAAGAGCCAUGUCUGGGCAUAGCUGCCCCUCCAACACCAGCCCCUGCAGCUCUGCCUCCUAUGGACCUUGAUGAAUUGUCUGAACCACAUCAGAGUGAGCCCAGCUUAUUGCCAUCUGAGCCAGUGAGCGGCAGUGAAUAUCUGCCGCCUCUUGUAGAGAAUGAGGAGGAGGAAGAUGAUGAGAAUGAGGAUGAGGAGGAAGAUGAUGAAGAGGAGGACAAUGCAGAAGAAGCAUCUGAAUCUCAUAUUGCAUCAGAUCAGGCCAUACAGUCUGUAGACGAUCCCACGUAUUCUCUUGGAAUUGAAGAGUCUGCCAGGAAGACUUGGGUUGAAUCUCCAGACCGCAGAGAGCCUGAAGUUCUUCCCUUGACACCCACUCAUCCUCAGGAUAACCUCAUGGAAAACUCUUGCGAUCAGUCAGAAGAGUGGAAUUCAGCAGGGCUUAUGAAAUCACCUCAUGAAAGUUAUGGAGAAGUUGAAGCUGCUGUUUCCAAGAUCAGCAGUCCAUAUUCACAUUCAGACUGUGAGCUGCAACAUAUCCCGACGGCAUUAUCUGUCCAUCCUUCCGUGACUCCUCCUUAUUCCACAUACUCCAGGUCCUAUUGUCCCUCACAAAUGUCAGAGACGCAUUAUGAGAUCCAGAAAGACAAUGUAGAGGAUAUUUCAUCACCACCAAGGCCUGUAACAGAGCCUGUGGACUCAGAAGCAAACUUCAUCCCGCCGUCCUCAGCUCGACUUGAGACUUUUUUCACAGAUAUUAAACCCCAUGUUGAGGAGAAUCAAGUGGACGUAGAACCAUCUUGCAUGCCACAAGAAAAUAGAGAAGAACCCCUCAGUUACACACCCGAAAGCAACAUUGCCCCAUCAGUAAGCCGGGAGUCUCACUGGCCAGACCCGUUCACUGCUGCUGUUGAAGAGCUAGAUGACCUAGGUUCCUUCUCUUUGCCAGACCUUCAAUUCCAAGAGAAGGAGAUGCAGGACCCUGAAAUCACAGCCCCAGAGAUGCCAGAGAGCAAGCAUCCACCUCCACAAAUAAGACCAAUGGCUAUGGAAACAAACAAGGAACUUGGGGUAAUGGACAUUGGCUUGCCCAGUUUGACCAAAGCUCCAUGUUCUCCUGCAAUUAUUCCUCCUUCAGAGCCUGCUCAGGAUUUGGUGUCUCCUAUCCGGGAGGAGAGCUACAGACCACAACAUGAGCUGGAGCCUGAACCAGAGCCUCAGAACAUUCAAGAUGUUCCCUCUAUGAAAGAACAGAGCCAAGAAGAUGUGUGUACAUUCAGCGAGCGGGAUGAGGUUGACGGCAAUGUGUAUUCAGCUACUGAUGGAGAGAAUGAACAGGAAUACAGACAGAAAGAUAUGGCUCCCGAAAUUCUGACGCCAGUUUCUCUAGCGCCGUGUUUGGAACCGCUAACACCUUUGAAAGCAGAUCAGAUUGUACCGACCCCAGUAGUUGCUUUGGGUCACGCCUGCAGUCCCCGCCCUGCUGCUCCAGUCUUAGUUGUCACCUCAUCUAGCACCACCCAAUUGUCAGAGGCACUGGAGACAACAGCCAAAAUGCCGGUAGCCACAGCAAUGUCUGAGGCCCCCAAGAAGGUUGAGGAGAUACCUCAAAGGAUAACUCGGAAUAGAGCUCAGAUGCUGGCCAAUCAGAGCAAGCAGAGCACAGUGGCGAGCCCUGCAAGUGUCACAUCAUCGGCCGCUUCCUCUCCUGUCACCACAAGUGUCACCAACAGCUCUCUUUCCUCGCUUACCCCAGGGGAGAAGGAGAAAGAGAGAGAGUCCUUCAACACACAGACUUCCACCCCAGCAACACCUGCUCUUGUCACCAAAAGUAAAGGACGAAAUGUCGAGGAAGAGGACGGCCAGGCACAACAUCCACGCAAACGGAAGUUUCAGAAAUCAGGUCCGCAGCAAGUGCAGGUCCAACUCGUCAACACAGCGAUGCAGCAAACACGGGAGAUGAUUCAGCAGACUCUGGCGGUCAUAGUGAAUGCCAUCAAGCUAGAUGAAAUUGAGCCCUACCACAGUGACCGCUCAAACCCUUAUUUUGAGUACCUGCAGAUUCGGAAAAAGAUUGAAGAGAAGCGGAAGAUUCUUUGUUACAUAACACCGCAAGCUCCCCAGUGCUAUGCAGAGUAUGUGACGUACACCGGCUCCUACCUGCUUGAUGGCAAGCCUCUGAGCAAACUGCAUAUUCCAGUGAUUGCUCCACCACCAUCUUUGUCAGAACCCUUGAAGGAGCUCUUCAGACAGCAGGAGGCGGUGAGAGGGAAGUUGCGACUGCAGCACAGCAUUGAACGAGAAAAGCUUAUUGUGUCUUGUGAGCAAGAGGUACUGCGAGUUCAUUGCAGAGCAGCAAGAACCAUUGCUAAUCAGGCUGUUCCGUUCAGUGCUUGCACAAUGUUGCUGGAUUCCGAGGUCUACAAUAUGCCAUCGGAAAGCCAGGGGGAUGAGAAUAAAUCAGUGAGAGAUCGGUUCAACGCUCGACAGUUUAUUUCUUGGAUCCAAGACGUGGACGAUAAAUAUGACCGCAUGAAGACGUGUUUGCUGAUGCGACAGCAGCAUGAGGCUGCCGCUCUGAAUGCAGUGCAGAGGAUGGAGUGGCAACUCAAGAUGCAGGAGCUGGACCCUGCUGGACACAAAUCUCUGUGCGUCAACGAGGUCCCUUCCUUUUACGUGCCAAUGGUUGACGUCAACGAUGACUUCGUACUGUUGCCUGCGUGACACGAACACACAUGGACGCAGGGUGUGCGGUCUAAAAUUCUCAUCUUUCAAAGAGACAACAGACAGCAAGUUCGGUAAGGGCUAGCCGGUUUGAAGAGAAGAUUUCUUUGAGGAGAAUACAUAUAUAUAUUAUAUAGAAAAAGUUUAAAAAAUUAAAAAUCGUCUCCUUCCGUCAGAAGAGGGAGUGUCUUUUUACCGGGCGAAAAAAACACAACUUGCACUUUCAUCCUUCAAGUUUGUAUGCUUUUGUUUGGGAUUUAAGAAGCAACACUGAUUUGCUUUGAAGCUCGCCCACCACCCACUGGCUGAUUUGAGCGAGAACGAAACGGGGAGAGGAAAAAGUGUUUUUCUUUGUUUUAGAUCCCCUUAAACUAAAUAACAGCAAGAAGGGUGGGUUGAGACGGGCUCCUCCAUCUUUGUCCUUCAGAAUCAGGGACAGGAGGCACCACAGUGAGCUCAAGAGUGCCGAACAGAAACGAGACGUGGCACCGAGAGGUGCGGCCACGGAAAUAAGAGACCCGAAAAAAGGGGUGCCAGAGGAACAGGAGCAUGGCUCCCUGCCUGACCACAGCACCCCGCACAGCCCCAGACCAGGGCAGCCGGCCGCAGAGCAAAGGCAGAGUGGCAGGGCUCGGGGAGAGUCUGCCUUCAGCACCAGGGCAUCCACAGACAGCAUGAUACCCAGGAAGCCCUCAGAUACAGAGCAAAGGAGCGCCUGAUUCUGCGUGCGGAAUCAAACGGCCUCUGAUGGUCCGCCGUGAAGUCGGGCCCGGUGCGCCUGCGCUUGUACCAUCCAAGAAAAAGAACACGCAGGACAAAAUACAGGAACGCAGUGUUGCGAACCAAGAGGCAGAGACUUAAAAGACGGUGUUUUAGUGGAGUUUUUUUUUUUUUUUUUUUUUCUUUUUGGUCUUUCUUUACUUGGGCAUUUCAUUGUUCCCUUUCUGAGGAAGUGACUUGAAACACUACAGAGCCAACGUUAGUUUAAUGGAAAAAAAUAAAGAAAAAAAAACCACGAAAAAAAAAAACAUUGUAUUCCGUAAAUGAUGUACAGUUUUUAUAUUCGUUAACCAAUGUAUUCUCGCUGCCUUCUAGAUAAUUUAUUUUGCCACCCAUUACUGCACAGUUGUAAAUAACUUAUGUACUGUAACAUCACACAGUUAAGUGUAAAAAAAAUAAAUGAAUAAAAAUUAUCUUUGUAUGUACAGUUCACUUUCGGGCAGCACUCCCCCCCCCCACCCAUACCCAUGGGCCAAAAUGUGUACACACGUGUCAGUAUCGUAGGGGACUCUUGUGCACAGGUCCUUCUAAGGUUUUGUCCAAGGCUGGUCAGCGUGAGUGUCCUGGAUCAUCGUUGUCAUAAUCAUCAUCAGAAGAUACUUUUAUCUCCCUCAUAAUGAAACUGUCAGGGCCGCAACCAUGGUUUUCAGAUGUAGCAGAUGAGUGAUUAUGGAAUUAUUUAAAGACUAGUAGAGGUAUAUUAUUCAUUGCUUUAAUACACGAGUAUGUAUCUUUAAAAAAAAAAGAAAAGUAAACAAAAAAAAACUAUAAACCAAGAAAAUGCCUUUUUACAGUUAACAUUAAAGCUGCACAAGGUAUCGUUAGGCCCAUCAGCAGCGUAUGGAGCCGAUAUAGCCUGGUUCAAAUGUAGAAGCAUCCGUUAAACAAUCCAGUGCACCGUUCAGUAGAUCAUAUAUAAACAGCGAAUCUGGGAUUAAAGUCUUUUUGUUUUUUCCCUUUCCUUCAGUCACGGAUUAACACAACCGCGAAGAUGAGUGCGUUUUAACGUGUGGCUCUGCUGUGUAGUUCCACAGAGUAGACGCCCUGCAAGCAAAAGAAACGGAACCAAUAAAUCAUUGAUUAGUUUUAUCCGUUAGGAUUUAUUUCAAAAGAGGAAUCAAAAAAUUGGCCUCGCUUAACGUUAGCCGGACACUUAAAUGACCGUACGUAGAAACUUAUAGAUUCUUAUUUGGCUUUCAUGGGGCUCCCUGACUGUUUCCAUAGUUUCUGUCCUCACAUUUACCCCUCACGCAACACGUUCCUUCGCCCUGAAGUCGAACUCAUCUUCAAAGCACAAUCACAGCAUACAGCGUCAGCGUCGACACAGAGGACUCGUGCGAAAGAGCUGGUUUUAGAAACUCCUGUGUUUUUAUAAUGGAGCUUUUAUUUCUCGUUACGUAGAUGUUGCGUUAUUUUUUUAAUUCUUUGGGGAUUUUUUGUUUUAUUUCCUAAAACCCGAUUUUAAAAAAAUGUUUUUCUUCAUUAGCUGCCUGUUCUCCCAUGUGACGUUUGCUCGAUCAUCCAGCCGUGGUUUUGUUUUGGUGUGUGUUGGAGGAAUGCCGGGGUUGCGUACGAGUCGGGGUGCAACAACAGGAAUCACUCUUUCAGCAUACGGUUGUUGUGGUGGUCUUUCGUGAGUAACGUGACGUGCGCAAAGGAAAAAUAACAGUCAAAACCACACAGGUUGAUCAAUUCAUCCAGAUUAUUAUUGUAAAUUCAGUGCUCCCUCAUUUCUUUUUGUCAUGUGUUGUAAAAUUGGCAGGAAAAAAAAAAAAAAGACCCUGUGUUUUGAUGUUUUUAAGGUGUUUUCCUCCCCCCUUGCGACUCAAAACGAUGGCAUGUGCAUCAGAAUGGUUUGGAAAAACAGAAUGUAUACGGUGACCACGCCCUGCAGUCUUCACUGUUGUUUACAGGAACGUUGUGUUUUGCUUUAGUUCUGUCUUCUGAACUGUCGGCCACCCUUUUUAAUUCCCUCGGCUGUCUGUUUUGUUUUACUCUCCCAGCUCUUCGUUCUUUUAAACGGAAGGCUUGAAGUUGUGACGCAUUAUUAUGUAGCAGUUCCAAAUCACGUUUUAUGUGUGGACCACCUUCAUGAAUCAUUAGGGUCGCUCAUCCUUCAUUGCAGAGUUUGGGACUGGAUCUCCUCUCUCACAGUGAAGCACUUAGCCGUCAGCUAACCGGGUGGGCCGGGACCUCAGCUCAGCUCGCCACUGAUCUCUGCAACACGUUACCUCUGCGAUUUGCACACACUUGAAUCCGUUCACUUUAAGCUUCUUUAACUGGACUGGUUUACGUGCCGAGUCACAAUUUCAAGCCUUUUUAUUUUUAUUUUUUUCCCCUCCCCUCUUCCUCACUAUACAUAAAUCCAACAGUAGAUGUAUCUUGAAAAUGGAUAAUGACUCAUAAAGCAUGUAGAAGUAUUCUUAAAUGGUGAGAAAUAACCUAUUUAUUAUCUUUCUGACACCUGUGGUAUGUUUGAGUUUGAAGGUCUCCGCUGUGUAAAUUUUCCUCUUGUAAUGAGUAAAAAAAAAGAAAGGAAAAAAAAAAAAGACUGUAUAUAACUGUAUAUAAACUCCCAGGACCUUUUGCACCCUCCUCUUUGUACUAGUCUGAACUUGAGUAGAAUGUGGGGUUCUAAAAGGCAGCGAGACGGCGCAGUCGCUGCAGGUCAUGUAAUAAUGUAACUUUUAUUUUCUUUCUUUUUUUUUUUUUUUUCUUUUGCUUUUUUUUUUUUGUUUGUUUGUUUUUUUUUCUUUUCUUUUUGUACAAUGUAGUUCAAUUGUGUACAUAUUGUUGGAGCAGCUAUGGGAGGGAGGGGUUUGUUGAUGCUAUCGUCAGUGCUGUCAAAGAUCCAGUACUUUCACCUUUAGCUGUGUUGAUAUCCUGCAAAUUCAGAAGCGAGAAACUUAAAAAAUGGAAAAAAAAAAAAAAAAAAAGUUAAUGGAGUAAAAAUUCAAAAUAUGUUAUUUUCUACAGUUGCAUGUACAGAGA
Pygocentrus nattereri (red-bellied piranha) is the source of this 12947-nucleotide messenger RNA. It is a transcript of the gene ankrd11, whose product is annotated as ankyrin repeat domain 11. Gene Ontology annotation, biological process: anatomical structure morphogenesis. Lineage: Eukaryota; Metazoa; Chordata; Actinopteri; Characiformes; Serrasalmidae. Gene Ontology annotation, cellular component: nucleus. Bases 684 to 9176 code for a protein of 2830 amino acids. The transcript is spliced from 14 exons. Gene Ontology annotation, molecular function: protein binding. The record is from RefSeq and is a predicted model, not a curated record.